AUGAAUACCUUAUUUUCUUCAGAAUCUUGGUUCAGUGUGACUCCGGAAAUAAUUGCUAGACGGCAAGCUCUCGUCUGCUCGUGUGAUGUUAUUAUUGACGCAUUUUCUGGAUGUGGAGGGAAUUCAAUUCAGUUCGCUUUCGCUUGUAGAUUUGUUAUCUCAAUAGACAACAACCCUGAACGGCUAAGUCUCUUACAAAGCAACGCUGAGGUGUAUGGCGUUGGUCGGCUAAUGAAUCCUAUUAUUGGUGAUGUCUCUCGAGUGUUACGUUGCAUGUUUAAACCUCAGUCGUCAAACCAAACUUCUGAUAAUAUUUCAACCAUUCAGCUUCCAUCUGUGAAAGAUGUAACUCCAUCAAAUUCUGAUAUAGAACCUUCACAACUUUUUGCUGAUCAAAAUAUUUCGCAGGCUUCACCACAAUCUGCACAGUCUGAGAAUUCAAAUGGAGCUAUGUCCACGUCUUGUUCUGAGAAGGCCAAAUACCGACAAGCCUUGGAGCAUGGUAUACAUAUCUCCUUAGAACAAGAAUCUGCACCAACUAAGCAGCAUAACUUGCAUCGUUUUGACUCAUCCUCGUCCGAAAAUGUAGAAAUUUCCUCUAGUUGUAAUAUCGCCUCUCUAAAAUUCGGGCGGCCAAGACCCGCUAAGCAACCAGGACUCGUCAAGUCAGAGGAGCUGAACUUACCGGAUAGAACUUUUCCAACUUCAUGUUCAUCUAGUAUCGAUAACUUGCAUUGUUCUUACUCCGGACGCCGAAGCAAUAGCACAGGGCUCUUAUGGAAUGGUCAGUCUAUUGAUGUCAUCUUCAUGUCACCACCUUGGGGUGGGCCUGGCUACACUGGCCUCGUUCUGCCGCCAGGCUCGAGUAGCUGGAAUACGCGCAAGCGUCAUCGCUGGUUUACUUCUGAGGAAGCAUCUGCAGCCGUCGAUUUGGCUCUCUUUAAUCUGGACAAAAUCCAUGUACUUCCUGAAGCCCUUGAGGCCGGACGUCGACUUACCAACCGACUGGCCGUCUAUUUGCCACGAAAUACAUCUAUUGGCCAAAUUCUUCAGCUUGGUUGGACGCCAGAGGAGCAUGCAGCUGCAGAAAAUCAACACCAUACGCAGCAAGAUAAUUUAUCAAAUACUAUUAGCCCUCCAGAACAUUUGGAACUUCUCUCUGAGCCAGAGAAUAGAGAGGGUGAUGUCGCUGAUCUGUUAGCUAGACUCCAGGCUGAGCUGACGGUAAAACGAAAUCAGUUAGCCACAUCUCAAGCACCCUCCUCUGAAGCGGACAUUCAAGCUGACAUGGGCACAUCUAUUGGAGUGGAAUUAUCACAGGACCAAGAACCAAGCCAAAUUCAGAGAUUAGAGCGGAUGCAGACGGCAUCUCCAUCAACCUGUUCGCCAUUUUCGAUUGAGGUUUCCUCAUCGAAGCCUAUUUCACCAUCUCCCUCUGUUAUCCAAUUUACUAUAAGUGACAAGCAAGACGCCCAUUCUUCCUCGAAUUCCGCUCUGCUAGAUUUUCGUUUAUCAAACGCAAACGAUACUUCACUCAAUCCGAAUUCAGAGAGCCAAAUGGUUAACGAGCAUUUAGACCAGCACUUUUCUGAUCAUAGCCCUACGACACCUUUAAUUUGCCCUUCAUCUACCUUGGAUCCCUUGAGUAAAGCCGCAUCCUUGCCGACAUUUAACGUCUUGAGUCAAGAAGAGAAGCAGCUCAACGAUUCCUCAGAUUCAUCCUAUCCUUUAGGCUCUUGCAAUACAAGCUCGAAGGAUCAGCUUAGAACUACUGGAGGACUUGAAUCCACUUCACUUGGCUAUCACCACUUAGAUGUCGCGCUUGAAGAGUAUUUCAUUCGAGGGCGGCAGAUGGCCAUUACUGCUUACUUGGGAGAUUUUGAAUACUUACAUCGCAAUGCUAUCUAA
This is a messenger RNA of Protopolystoma xenopodis, 1908 nucleotides long. Lineage: Eukaryota; Metazoa; Platyhelminthes; Monogenea; Polystomatidea; Polystomatidae. The record is from the annotation of a GenBank genome assembly.